UUAUCGAACUGGAAAUCGCUUAAAUCGUUAGACCGACGGGCUACUGUACAUAGACGUGUAGAGAGAGAGGCGGGGCUGCGUUCAUUCCUGUGACACUCCUAUGAAGCCCGAAAUGGAGCGACUGUAGAGUCAGGAAGUACCCGAAAAUCGGCUUCAUAGGCCGGCUCAUUUCCUGGAGAUUGGAGGCUACUUUACCGCAAGCUAAUUGGUUUGUGGAUAGAAGGGACGCUUUAUUUAGAUUAAGGAUUUCACCCUGCUAACAACUCAGUCUCUUCUAUACUGGUAUAUACUGUAUAUCAUGAAGCAGCGAUGAUCUGAGUGAGAGAGCUAAACAUUUAGAGCAGGUGAUGCAUUCACUGUCUCAGGAGAUCGAGGGAUUCUCCCAAAACCGUCUGAAGAAACAGUGCACGAGGGUAACCACUGUGACAGGCAGGAGGCUGUUGGAGAGGAGGGGGGAGGAUGGGGGAGGAGAGGAGGAGGUGGAGGAGCUGCAGGAGGAAGGAGCUGGGUUUGGGUUUGUAGAAGAUACAAGUCUGGACCUGCAGGUCGGCGUCGUGAGACCCUUCCUACUGCUGGCGUCUCAGGAUGCAGCGCACGACCUGGAGACCCUGCACCGGUGGGAGGUGACUCACAUCCUGAACGUGGCGUACGGCGUCUCGAACCUGCUCCCGGAUCAGCUGGAGUAUAAAACGCUGCAGAUCCUCGACCUGCCCGACACCGACAUCACGUCACACCUGGAGGAGUGCAGCGCCUUCAUAGACCGCGCUCGACAACAGGACGGCGUGGCGCUGGUCCACUGUAACGCCGGCGUGUCCCGCUCCUCCUCCAUCGUGAUUGGGUACCUGAUGUUGAGGGAGGGGCUUACGUUUGACGACGCCUACAGCCAGGUGAAGCUGGCCAGACCCUCGACUCGCCCCAACCCCGGCUUCUACCAGCAACUACUGACCUUCAAGCCAUAGACAUGUUCGUCCACUAGGGGCAGCAGAGACAAGCUGUAACACACAGGACUUCCUUUGUUUACUUCUAGUGACAUCACUACGGAACACUCGCUCCUAUUGGCUAGCAUUAUAGGCGAAUGGGCGGGACAUCUCUCAGCAGUUGAACCACAUGCAAGAUCUUUAUUUCUUCUCCUUUUAGCUCUGGUUUGGUCUCCAAGAACUACAAAUAUACGGCUAAAUGUGCUGCUCAAUGCUCCGCUCUGUGCACCAGCUUCCAACGUCUUGUUACGUCUGUUUUUGAGGCUUUUUGUUUCAACAGCUGUCUGUAUGGUGACCCAAAACAGUGAGCUGAAAGACACUAAAAGGGAAAACUGCAAAUCUGGUGAUAAGUCUCUGUUUGUUUGUCAGUUGAUCACUUUUUAACCUUAAGAUCUUCAUUAGUUUCUAUGAAUCUUGAGAGGAAGUCAUCAAAAACCACCUACAGGAUGUAUUUAUGUGCCUAAGCUGUACGGCGUUAAGUUUGCUUUGUUUUCUUUCCAUUUUAUCCUGAAAAUGAUCCGACUGGGUGCUUUUUUUGUGAGGAUUGAAUGCUUAUCAUAAAAUAUAAUCAAAUGUCAAUGUAGGAUUUUAUCAAAUGCAACAGGAAGAUUUCCACAUUUUUUGAACGUCUUCUUAAGCUGUGUUUGUGCAGAAAUACAACACAGAGUUAAUGUGUAAUUGUUGGAAUUUGCUUUAAUAAAUCAGCACACAUUCAAA
Eleginops maclovinus (Patagonian blennie) is the source of this 1694-nucleotide messenger RNA. RefSeq names its product dual specificity protein phosphatase 19-like. The transcript has 6 exons. The coding region runs from base 348 to 959 and encodes 203 amino acids. Gene Ontology annotation, cellular component: cytoplasm. Gene Ontology annotation, molecular function: JUN kinase phosphatase activity. NCBI's taxonomy places the organism in Eukaryota, Metazoa, Chordata, Actinopteri, Perciformes, Eleginopidae. Gene Ontology annotation, biological process: protein dephosphorylation; regulation of MAP kinase activity. The record is from RefSeq and is a predicted model, not a curated record.